Molecule: messenger RNA, 1871 nt
Organism: Malaclemys terrapin pileata
Lineage: Eukaryota; Metazoa; Chordata; Testudines; Emydidae
Gene: GGCT
Product: gamma-glutamylcyclotransferase
Exons: 5
Coding region: 15-749 (244 amino acids)
Molecular function (GO): gamma-glutamylcyclotransferase activity
Source: RefSeq, a predicted model, not a curated record
UCAGGAGCGGCUGCAUGCCGGCAGGGCACUUGGCCAAUGGGGAGCGCUGUUAUGCAGUUGCCAGCCGGGCGGCUAGGUCCGCUGUCUCUGUCGCGGGAUCAGCUGUCCCUGCUCCAGCGGCAGCCGCGCGGCGCCCUCCUGGCCGGGAGAUGGAGACUCCCAGGAGCUGCGUUUGUACCAGGUCGGGUGGCGGUUUGGGAGUCAGUACCUGUGGGGAGGACAGUUUCCUGUAUUUUGCUUAUGGCAGUAACCUGCUUCGGGAGAGGAUCCUGCUAAAAAACCCAUCUGCCACUUUCUAUGCUGUAGCCAACUUGCAGGAUUUUAAACUCGUUUUUGGCAAUCAUCGAGGCAAAGCAAGUUCUUACUGGCAUGGAAGUACAGCUACCAUUGUUCAAAGCCCUGGAGACGAAGUGUGGGGAGUAGUAUGGAAAAUGAACGCUAGCAAUUUAAAUUCGCUGGAUCAGCAAGAAGGAGUUGAAGGUGGUAUUUACAGUCCAAUAGAAGUCAACGUUCCAACUCAAGAGGGAAAAGUACUGACCUGUCGAAGUUAUCAGAUGAAUGAUUGUAUCUGUGAUCUCCCAUCACCACAGUAUAAAAAAGUCAUCUGUAUGGGUGCAAAACAGAAUGGCUUGCCAACUGCCUAUCAGAAGAAAUUAGAAGCUAUAGAAACGAACAACUAUGCGGGGCCAUUAUCAAUCUUUGAAGAAAUUGAAGCUGCUAUUAAAGAGACAGAAACAACAACUCAGUAGAAAAGUAUCCCCAAAAUAUUUCCAGUUCCACUUCCUUGCCUGAUUUAAUUCUAUAGCCUGUGUUAUACCGGAGGUCAGAUUAGAUUAUCACUGUGGUCCUUUCUGGUCUUGGAAUAUAUGAAUUUUUCAUUUUGAUUUAGGCAUCUGUCUUCUCAAUAUACUGAUUAGCAAUAAUUUCCUUCUUUGAUAAAGAAGGGCAAACUUGAUACGUUUGUGUAGUUCAGUAAGGUAUUGGAUUGAAUAUGCAAUUUAAGGUCUUAAGCUUGCGAAGAUCUAUGUACAUGCUUAACUGUAUGUACCACAUCUAAAGCUAAGCACGUAAAUCUUUGCAAAUUGAGCUUAACUUUCUGUAGUUCUCAUACAGUGCCGGUAAAGUUCAUAUAGUUCUUUAAUACAUCUAUAAGCAGAACUAAAGAGAAAAGCCAGCUUGGUAGUCAUGUGCACAUGCUGCUGUGUUCUAGGAUUAAGAGUUGUAGGAUCAAGCUACAGUUCUUAAGUGCUGUGCACACAGUUCUCCAAGCAGGUUUAAAAAAACUUUUUUUUUUCCAAAUGUACAUAAGGUUCAUUGGGAUGCAAAGCAGGGAAUUAAGCUGAUACCGAUUUGGAUUUUUACAUAUCUAACUUCUGUAGCAGGGGUGCUGAGUCAUUGAACCAAACUGUAAACCCUGUAUAUAAUGGAAACCUCUUCAAGAUGGGGGGGUGCAGCAGCACUCCUUGCACCACUAGUUCCAGCACCUAUGUUCUGUACAGCAAGAUUUUUUUUUUUCUUUGUCCAGGAGGUGUAUCCAUUUGCUUUUAAAAGUUAAUCAUUGGCUACUCUUUACCUUUUAGGUGUGCAGUCAACCCUUGUGUACUAAUAUGUCAUGCCACUGGAUACUGGUCACUUAAAAGUCAGUUUAAGCAAGAAAAGAAAGGAAUUUAAAACACAAAUAUUUUCCAUAGAAAAUAUUAUUUUGAAAACGUUAGUCUAAGACAGUGGUUCUCAAAGCCGGUCCGCCACUUGUUCAGGGAAAGGCCCUAGCGGGCCGGGACGGUUUGUUUACCUGUUGCGUCCGCAGGUUCAGCCGAUCGCAGCUCCCACUUGCUGCGGUUCGCUGCUCCAGGCCAAUGGGAGCUGCGAUU